Messenger RNA from Phalaenopsis equestris, 646 nucleotides. Its product is annotated as NAC domain-containing protein 90-like. The transcript is spliced from 3 exons. Lineage: Eukaryota; Viridiplantae; Streptophyta; Magnoliopsida; Asparagales; Orchidaceae. Gene Ontology annotation, molecular function: DNA binding. Bases 23 to 646 code for a protein of 207 amino acids. Gene Ontology annotation, biological process: regulation of DNA-templated transcription. The record is from RefSeq and is a predicted model, not a curated record.
UAACAGAGAAGCAUUAAUCAGCAUGAACAGCCUUCCAGGCUUCCGUUUCUACCCUACGGAAGAAGAGCUUCUCUCCUUCUAUCUCCGCAACAAGCUCAAUAACUUGCGCGGUGAUAUGGAACGCGUUAUUCCUGUGCUUAACGUGUUCUCCCUCGAGCCAUGGCAGCUCCCCGAGUUGUCGGGGGAGCCAUGCCUUCAAGAUAAGGAGCAAUGGUUCUUCUUCUGCCCCCAGCAAGAAAGAGAAAGCGCUGGCGGCCGGCCCAGGCGGAUCACCGCUUCCGGCUACUGGAAAACCACUGGCUCGUCGGUUGCAAUCUAUUCCUCCACUCAGCGUCGGCUUGGGAUGAAGAAGACCAUGGCCUUCUACAACGGUCGCCCGCUAAGAAGCCAAAAGACCAAGUGGAAAAUGAACCAAUAUCUAUUGUUCGACGACCGCCCCACCACCACCACCUCCACCGUCGUCCCGGGCGAGACUCCAAAGCUUCGAGCUGAAUUUAGUUUGUGCAGACUGUAUACUGGAUCAGGGAGCCUGAGAUCGUUCGACCGCCGGCCGGCAGCGGCCGGCGAGGAGGCGAGUACGAGCGAGGUUAGAUUGUCCGAAGGUGGAGCGAGUUCUGGAUCUGGGAAGAAGCCGAGAGUAGGGUGA